This is a messenger RNA of Camellia sinensis, 651 nucleotides long. Lineage: Eukaryota; Viridiplantae; Streptophyta; Magnoliopsida; Ericales; Theaceae. The record is from RefSeq and is a predicted model, not a curated record.
AUGGAGCGUUGUCAAUCCCAUUUCACUCUUCUCUUGAUUAUCUACAAUUAUGUGGGGAGCAGAUCUGUUGGUGGUGCCAAUGAAGCAGCGAAGGCAGGAAUUCCAUUGGAUCACUACCAAGAUACUUCUCAAAUUAAUUUUGCAUUCAACGAUGCUGAUAUUAUUGAAGAAAGAACAAUUAUUUCUGUAAUUGGGCGUCAGAGAUUGCAAGGGAAGGAAUCUGUAAUUCAAGAGAAGAAUACACUCAACGCUGCUGAGAAACUUGUAUUCAUUGUCACAGAGAAACAAUACAAAAGUGGUCUAAAAGGUUCAAUUCCAGUUUUAAUUAAAUCUUUCAACUGGAUGGAAACUGUAGAAGAGAUUGAAAACCUAUGUUUAGGUGAUGCGGAGGUAUUUAGAAGACCAUCUAUAGGCCAUGCAGGUCCAAUGGGAGGCGACUUCCCACUAAUCACUAGAGAAGGGCAUACUGUUCUUGAUGUUAUAUUUACGUUGCCAAUACUAAACCUUGUUGAAGUAGCCAACACUCUUGAAAAUAUUGAUGGGGUCGUAAACCAUGGAGUCAUUUCUAAGAUCCCGCAAGUUCCAAGUUGCCUUAUGACCUUCUUCUGUUUUUGCAUGGAUGACAUUUGUUUAUGCUUGAUGGAUAGAUAA